Molecule: messenger RNA, 1046 nt
Organism: Camelina sativa (false flax)
Lineage: Eukaryota; Viridiplantae; Streptophyta; Magnoliopsida; Brassicales; Brassicaceae
Source: RefSeq, a predicted model, not a curated record
UAUGAGAGAGAUUGAAGAAGAGUUUAUAACCUUCAUCGAAGCUUGGGCAUCUGCAAUAAUCUCAAUAUCUUAUUGUUACUACAUUUCACAAAACAUCAAAGCUGGUUUCUUUAGAUUAAUCUCUCUUCUUCCCGUAGGUGCUCUGUUUUUUGUUCUUCCUCUGUUUUUCUCGUCUGCGCAUUUCUCUUUCCUCACAUCUGGUUUCCUCACAUGGCAAGCCAAUUUAAAGCUCUUACUCUUUGCUUUCGAUAAAAGUCCUCUAUCCACAACUCCCCCAAAUCUCAUCCAUUUCCUUUGCUUCAUUUGUCUACCCAUCUAUCCCCAACGAAACCCUAAUUCUCAGGAUCCUUUCCCUAAAUGGCUUUUUGCUGUGAAAGUCUUACUCUUUGGUGUUGUUUUACAUGUGUGUAGUAAUCACAUAGAAAAGUUACACCCGAUUCUGCUAUUGGGUCUCUAUCCUCUGCAUGUAUACCUGUCACAUGAGAUUCCCUUAACGCUCCUCAAUGAUUUGCUUACUAUCACUCUUGGUUGCGACCUCGAGCCUCAAUUCAACGAACCAUACUUAGCCACCUCUCUUCAAGACUUUUGGGGCCGCCGGUGGAAUCUCCCUGUCUCAGCUCUUCUCCGGUCAAGCGUAUUCAUCCCUGUGCGGCGAGUAUGCAGCCACUUAAUGAACUCCGAACGUGCUGCAAUCAUCGGGGUUUUGGCUUCGUUUCUCGUAUCCGGUUUGCUUCAUGAGAUGAUGUUCUUCUAUAUAACCCGUGAAGCGCCUACAUGGGAGGUUACUUGGUACUUUGUGUUACAUGGGGUUUGCACGGUGGCUGAAGUUAUUGUGAAGAGGAAAAAAUUCGUGGGGCGAUGGAUGGUGAGACCGGUUGUUUCACGAUUGUUGACGGUGGGGUUUGUGGUUUUGAGCGGCGGUUGGUUGUUUUUCCCUCAGAUCAAACGGAGCGGCGUAAUUAAGAGAUUCGCCAGUGAAUCUUUGUUGUUCACUGAUCUAAUAAAGCAUGACUUGUCUAUUUUCUUGGGAUUGGUGGAACCCUGAU